Molecule: messenger RNA, 3696 nt
Organism: Lepisosteus oculatus (spotted gar)
Lineage: Eukaryota; Metazoa; Chordata; Actinopteri; Semionotiformes; Lepisosteidae
Source: RefSeq, a predicted model, not a curated record
CAAACAACAGAAAGACUAAAUAUGUGAGAGAGAACAACAAACACAUGGUAGAUCAAGUCAACAGUUUAUAGUGCAGAGGUGCAUUGAGUUCUAAGGCAUUGCAACGAGCUGUUUAUGGGUAGAAGCUUCUCUCUCUCUCUAGUGUCUACUUAGACAAAGUAUUACCUAAUUUCUAACAAGUCUCCAGUCUCAGUGCCCAGAGUCUAUGGGGCAAGGUGUCAAUUCUAUCUGAAGUGAGCAUUCCUGCAGGACGUUUUGUUUAUCAGCAUCCUGUACAACAUUUUCUUGCAAAUGUGUGUCGUGUGUGUGUGUGUGGUAGUCGGGGAGGAGGAGGGAGAAGCGAUCAAAACGAUUCAGAGAGAACGGACAAAGAGGAGGAGAAGAAACUGUGGCUUGUUUUCAGUUUGAAGAAAUAUCUUCGAGGCCAGUGAGGGCAGGAUGCUAAACCCACACAGCACUGAUAAAGAAACAAACCUCGUCAACUGCUCAAGUCUUGACUCAUAACCUGAGAGAAAGCGAUCAUUGUGAAGUGGUGAUCCAUAGAACCUGCUGGACUGGGGGAUCCCCAGAAACAGGGUACACAUCCAGGGGUGACUCAGACCUAUAAAGGUUAACACCUACAGACGCUUUGAAGCUACAACUCGCCAACAGAAACGCUGGAAAAGACCACCCCCACCUUACCCAUCGGCCUCGUCCCGUCUUGUUUUUCAAAGAGCCGCCUGCCAUCUUCUGCUCGGCUCUUGUUUUCGCCCUGCGGGUUUUCAGAACCAUGUGGAAGGCUGUGUGUCUCGCCGCCGUGGUGUGCUGCAGAGUGGCCCCGGCUCUGGAAGUGCUCCAGCCCGCUGUGGCUUUCGCCCUGCGCGGGGAGACAGCUGUUCUGCCCUGCUCCAUUUCUCCCGGAAGCGCGGCCGUUGAGCGCAGGAUUCCGCAGUGGUACUACGGUCAGCGGGCCAACAAGACGGCCAACGUCUAUCCCGAGAACGAGCUCUCUUCCGCUGAGCACAGGGGCCGCGUCGUGAUGAACCCCCGGGGAGACGACAGCCUGUCCCUGGAGAUCCGCGGCGUGCGCCCCGGAGACCACAACACCUACUACUGCGCGCUCUCCUGCCUCCUCAACCAGACCUACUACCGGCUGACGGGGAACGGCACGCUGCUCUUCGUGCACGAGCCCAUCCAGAUGUCUCAGUCUCCUUGCUUGGGGAAGAAUAUUACCCUCUCGUGUCGUGUUGUGGUUGCCAGGCCUGAUAAAGUGCAGCUGGUCUGGAGAAAAGUCAAUACCUCACUGACGGCAAGCAGUUUUGUGCAAUAUGUGCCGGACAGUGGAAUGGUGGUCAUAAAGAGCCAGCUGACAAUCUCCAGUUCUGAGGAGGUAGAGACCUACACCUGUCUUCUGAUGUACGACUCCCACCUCCGCCUCCCAGGAGAAAGCAUCUCAAUCAGCUCCAUGAAGCCGCCGGUCCUGCUGUACAUCGCCAGCCUGAUCAUCUCCCUGCUCACCCUGCUGGCCGUGGCCGGCGUGCUCCUGUUCCGGAGGGUGUGUGCCUGACCUCUGACCCCAGAAGCGUGACGCACAGAACGAACUCGAAACCUCUUCUUGCCUGGCGAGCGGCCAGAACCAAAAAAGCUGCAGUUUGGGUGGAUUUCAGAGACCGUGACUGCCUGCCCUUCACACGCCACUGCCCUGUGAUUUCCAGUCUGCUCUGUCUGCUCACAGCGUUUCCUUCAUGAUCACACAAUUCUAUUCCCUAUACAUUUUCUAUACAGCUACUUUAUCACCUACACUGUUGAAUAUGUCUCCUAUGAUCUUCUAAUUCAUGCCAUUAGAAUUAUGUCCCCUUCUGUUAAGGGAAGAGGUUACAGACUGGAUGGAGUUCAGCUGUAUGAGACUGACCUUUGCGUGAAGAGAUGACUUUUUCUGGUUGGUACAAUAUUAUUCUCAUGUUUUACAUCCUCAAGUUUUUAAAAUAGCAGUUAAUCAUCUUUUAAAUCGGUUGGUUUAUACUUUGCUUGAAUGACUAAUUUUGCAGAGCCUACUAAUGGUUUAUUUAAUCCACUAUUUUCACUGAAUGUAUUAUUGUGAAGAGUGUGCUCGCUUUGUGUACUUACAUACAAGCAAGAAUAGAAAUAUGAGUUUGAUCAACAGACUGAUCAUACUUGAUACCAGAAAUGAUCUAUUAUCACACAAAAGAGUUCCAGAAAUUAUGAACUUAUUGUUUCUACAAGUCCUGCCUUGCAGAACAGUUCAUCGUUUGAUUGCUUUCACAAAAAAUGCACAUGUCCAACAAAUUUUUGCAAGACACAAAUUCAAAUCUCUGUACUAGAGACAAAAAUCAGUUCUGCGAGACUCACUGGGACUCUGUUUGUCACACCAGAAAAAAAACAGACACCAGAAAGUGUUGAGCUAUACUGUACCAUGCGUAAGCAAACUGCAAUGACUAAAUUGUUCAGUCACCAGUCAUCAUAGAUCAUACAUAAAGAAGGCCGCCAGUGACCUAGGGCUGGAGGGAGACACUAGCGAAUCUAUUCAGAAACGGUUUUACGUGACUAGAACACACUCUUAGUGAGGCUGCGAGUUCUAUCUAUGUUUUAAUUUUUUUUAUCGAAGGAAUCGACUGCAAACAAAUGUAAUUUAUUUUGAAAGGGGUCGGACGUUGCGGGCCGCAGGUUGAGACCCACUGGCAGAGCAUGCAUAGGAUACAUUCAGGUGACAGCAUCGCGAAACCCUCCCAGUUACAAACAGCUCAAACAUUGAAACUCACCGAAUUCGUUAGAGCCGGUGUGUGCAGUUGAAAAGCAGCGUCCGAACCGCAUUCGUUCCCAAGAUAUAGCGAAGGUGUGUGUCCUCACUCAGCUCCCCAACAACGGCACAGGAGGACAAAAAAGAUGAGAGUUGAAAGUCGUAUCUGAAGUAAUUUCGCUUCGAUAUCCGGCACAUUCCUUAUCGGGGAAACCACGUGACCUGAUAUAAUGACCUUUUCUACGAAACAGAAGUCGAGGACUAGGAGACAUCGCGCACACUUCAGCUCUGCAUUAAGUGAUAGACGCAGAACAGCUAAUGUACUUGAUCACUGAAUACGACGGAGCUUGGUAUCAGUGCACUUGAAUAUAUUUGCUCCGCACAACUUCGAAGAAUUGAUAUUGAAAGAGAAUUGUGUUUUAACUGAUGUCAACACCUGCAAAUUGGUUUCUCGGUCUUUCCAGGCGUGGAGUGUCACUUAUUUGUAUAUUAUGGGCGUAUUUGUGUGAAUAGUAAAAUAAAUCCAGUCUCCAAUAUCUUAAAUAUCUUAAAGUAACCACAGGAGUUGCCGUUUUAGGAUUAAGGAGGUACCUUUAGGAAGCAAUUUCAUUUUCAAGGUUUAGAAUGAGCAAUGUCCUACAUUGAAACACCAGACCACACCAGACCUGGAUUCUGCAUUUUGUGAGGGACACUGUACUGAGUUGACCUUAAUUACAAAUCAGCAAAACAGUCGUAUUUGAAAAUAUGUGUACUUGCUCCUAAAACUAUGCAGAGAGUAUCUUCCAUAUUGUAUUGUGUUUGAACUGGAACAUUUUUACAAUUAUACAAAUUUCUCUUGUUAAUCUGUAAUUUAUAAAAACUAUUUGCUAUUGUCCUGUACAACCAAAGCUAGCCACACCUCCUAUCCUCUGUGAAUUAGAGAGAAAAAUAAAAAUAAAAAGUGAGAUUUUAUGUCUGUA